AUGGCCAUGAGUUCGUAUCUGGUGAACUCGAAGUAUGUGGACCCCAAAUUCCCCCCUUGCGAGGAAUAUUUGCAGAACAACUACCUAGCCGAGCAAGGCUCGGAUUACUACGGCGCCUCGCAAGACUCCGAUUUCCAGCACCAGGGACUCUAUGCGCGGCCAAACUACAGCGGGCAGCCGUCCUACAGCUGCAGCAAUGCCCAAGGCUCGGCGGUGCAAGCGCGGGGUCACGGACAGGAGCAACCCGGCCUGACGGGGCCCAUCCCCGGGCAAGGGGAGCCCUGCCCCCCGCCCCCAGUGACUGCCCCCAGGACUUGCAGCCAGCACCCAAAUCUCAAAAGCCCGAACGGGUCACCCGCAGCAGCAGCAGCAGCAGCAGCAGCAGCCAAGCAGCCAGCCGUGGUGUAUCCCUGGAUGAAGAAAGUCCACGUGAACUCUGUAAAUCCAAACUACACAGGAGGAGAACCAAAGCGCUCUCGCACAGCUUACACCAGGCAGCAAGUCCUUGAACUGGAAAAGGAAUUUCACUUUAACCGGUACUUGACCAGGCGGCGCCGGAUUGAAAUCGCCCAUACGCUGUGCCUCUCUGAGCGGCAAAUUAAGAUCUGGUUUCAGAACCGAAGGAUGAAGUGGAAAAAAGACCACAAAUUGCCCAACACCAAAGGCCGCACAUCCAGUUCCUCCUCCGCCUCCAGCCAUCACUUACAAACUGUUUCCAAGGAACACCAAACGGAUUUGACCACUUUAUAG
Molecule: messenger RNA, 750 nt
Organism: Protobothrops mucrosquamatus (brown spotted pit viper)
Lineage: Eukaryota; Metazoa; Chordata; Lepidosauria; Squamata; Viperidae
Gene: HOXD4
Product: homeobox D4
Exons: 2
Coding region: 1-750 (249 amino acids)
Biological process (GO): regulation of transcription by RNA polymerase II; anterior/posterior pattern specification; embryonic skeletal system morphogenesis
Cellular component (GO): nucleus
Molecular function (GO): DNA-binding transcription factor activity, RNA polymerase II-specific; RNA polymerase II cis-regulatory region sequence-specific DNA binding
Source: RefSeq, a predicted model, not a curated record